AUGCCUUCUGCUUUAAGCAGCCAGUCAAGCGUCAAGCCUGAUGCGUCGACUAUCGACGACGCCCAGUCCACCAAGGGAGAGGAAGAUCCCCAGGUUAAUCUGUUACACCAAGUGUCGGAAUGGCUGCAGCACGAGAAGGCCAGACGCCAAAAUCGCAAGGCUCGUCGAGCUGAGGCAGCCUCUGGUACCAAGGUAGCGGCCCGUGAGUCCGAAGAGAGUCCAGUAGAUGAAGCUCCGCACUGUUCGGAGAGCACCUUCUCUCUCGACAAGUUAGAGAAGAUCCUUCUUCAGUAUUCGGGGGCACGACCUGGAGACGGGCUUGCGUCUCUUCAGUCCAUGAAGAGAGCAACGCGUCGGCGCCCCAAAGGCUUGCGUCGUGGAUCUGCCUCGGAGUCGGACUAUACCGAUGUUGACGCCCCUGUUCCCAGCGUGGAAGCAUUCCUUGACAAUUCAAAGACUCUUGCCUACACGGGCGGCACCGCAGAGGAGGAAAACGCGGGUAGCAGUGCCAGCUCGAAGCGUUCCAAGGACCAAGAGGCUUGGUUGACUUUUAAGACCGAGAUUGUGCGUCUCGCGCAUACAAUGCAACUUCGGGGUUGGCGCAAGGUGUCAAUGGAGGAGGCUGGAGAUAUCAAGGUCAUUCGCCUCAGUGGCGCGUUGACAAAUGCUGUCUACGUGGUCGAGCCCCCCAGGCAUCCACCUGCUCCCCCAAAGACUGACAAUGGAUCUGGUCCGGUGGUUUCAAGAAAACCCCCGCCAAAGCUGUUACUGCGCAUCUACGGCUCGCAGGUUGAUCAUCUGAUCGAUCGAGAAAAGGAACUGCAGAUCUUGCGCCGCUUGGGCCGCAAGAACAUUGGACCACGCGUCUUAGGAACCUUCCUGAACGGCCGCUUCGAAGAGUUCUUUGAAGCACGCCCACUAACCCCGCGUGAGCUACGGAUUCCUGAGACUGCCAGGCAGAUUGCCAAGCGGAUGAGAGAGCUCCAUGAUGGCAUUGAGCUUCUUGAAGAGGAGCGCGAGGACGGUCCGAUGAUCUUCAUAAAUUGGGAUAGGUGGGUUGACCGCUGUGAACAAGUUACCACCUGGUUAGAUAAGGAACUUGAAUCCCCGCAAAAUGAGAUCAAGGCUGCUACAGAACCAUGGCGGCGGCGCGGCUUUGUGUGCGGUGUGCCAUGGGAAAUGUUCCGGAAGGCCGUGGAUAAUUAUCGGAUCUGGCUGAUUGCCAGCUGCGGCGGAAUGAACGAGAUUAAGCGGCAGCUUGUGUUUGCUCACAACGAUACCCAAUACGGCAAUCUUCUUCGCAUGGAGCCUGCUUCGCAGUCUCCCCUCCUGCUCCCCGCCAAUGAGCAUAAGCAACUUGUUGUCAUUGACUUUGAGUACUCGUCAGCCAACACCCCUGGCCUUGAAUUUGCCAAUCACUUUACCGAAUGGUGCUACAACUACCAUGACGAGGAAUUCCCAUGGGCUUGUAACAACCGCCUCUACCCGACACCGGAAGAGCAGCACCGAUUCGUGGCAACCUAUCUCACUCAUCGUCCCGCCGUUCCCGGCGGUCCUACAUCGCCUCUGGCUACCCCGUCCAUGCGCGGCGGCCGUUCGACAACCGCGAUCACUCCCUUGAACCUUGAUGAAGGCCCCGAUGGCCCUGGCUACCAACAGCUAGAAACAUCUGCGGAAGAAGAGCUGGAGUCCCAGGUGCGGAAUCUCAUGCAUCAAACCCGAUUGUGGCGCGUCAUGAACUCAGCGCAAUGGGUAGCAUGGGGUAUCGUGCAGGCCAAGAUUCCCGGCAUGGGAGAAGCCGAGGUCGCUGCGGCGUCUGGCAAGGGGUCUCUUGAGGAUGUGAAGCACGAUUCGAACGGCAAUAGGGAGCAGAAAACUCCCACCGUCGACUCCGACGUUGAUGAAGAGGAAACCUUCGAUUACUUGGCUUACGCCCAGGACCGUGCUAUGUUCUUCUGGUCUGACCUGCUGGCGCUGGGCCUGGUGAAGGCAGAGCAGCUGCCUGCACCGAUGGUCGAGCAUCUUCGGGCGCGGGCUGUCGACUAUUGA
Penicillium canariense is the source of this 2049-nucleotide messenger RNA. RefSeq lists its product as uncharacterized. Gene Ontology annotation, molecular function: choline kinase activity; ethanolamine kinase activity. The record is from RefSeq and is a predicted model, not a curated record. Lineage: Eukaryota; Fungi; Ascomycota; Eurotiomycetes; Eurotiales; Aspergillaceae. Bases 1 to 2049 code for a protein of 682 amino acids. The transcript has 3 exons. Gene Ontology annotation, biological process: phosphatidylethanolamine biosynthetic process; phosphatidylcholine biosynthetic process. Gene Ontology annotation, cellular component: cytoplasm.